GCUGCCGCUGCUGCAGCCGCGCGCGCGGAAGGGGAGAAGCCGGGAGCAUAGUGACCAUGACGAAGUUAGCUCAGUGGCUUUGGGGACUAGCGCUCCUGGGCUCCACCUGGGCAGCCCUGACCAUGGGAGCUUUGGGCCUGGAGCUGCCCUGGGCAUGCCGGGAGGUCCUGUGGCCACUGCCCGCCUACUUGCUGGUGUCGGCCGGCUGCUACGCCCUGGGCACUGUGGGCUAUCGCGUGGCCACUUUCCACGACUGCGAGGACGCCGCUCGCGAGCUGCAGAGCCAGAUCCUGGAGGCACGAGCCGACUUAACCCGCAGGGGGAUGCGCUUCUGACACCCUAGACCCAUCCCCGCCGGGCAGCCCUCCCUUCCAUCCCUCAUUAAAGAGCGAGUUUAUUUUCUAA
Messenger RNA from Talpa occidentalis (Iberian mole), 405 nucleotides. It is a transcript of the gene DPM3, whose product is annotated as dolichyl-phosphate mannosyltransferase subunit 3, regulatory. The transcript has 2 exons. Gene Ontology annotation, cellular component: endoplasmic reticulum membrane; dolichol-phosphate-mannose synthase complex. Bases 57 to 335 code for a protein of 92 amino acids. NCBI's taxonomy places the organism in Eukaryota, Metazoa, Chordata, Mammalia, Eulipotyphla, Talpidae. The record is from RefSeq and is a predicted model, not a curated record. Gene Ontology annotation, biological process: GPI anchor biosynthetic process.